UAAAUAUCACUUCUCCUCCACUGACCACCACUACCUCUCUCUUCUCUCUCUACAAACACACAUUCUCUCUGCUCUGUCCUAGCAACCCCCUCUGUUCUGUUAUACUCACCCAUCUUCUUCUGACCUUGCAAUGGCAGUAUCCGGGUUCGAGGGAUUCGAGAAAAGACUCGAACUUCGUUUCUCAACAACAAAUAACAACCCAAUGGGCCUCCGUCUAAUAGACUUCGAAUCACUAGACCAAGUCCUAAACGAGGUGCAGUGCACCGUGGUCUCCGCCGUAGCGAACCACAGCUUCGACGCUUACGUCCUCUCCGAGUCGAGCCUCUUCGUCUACCCAACCAAAAUCAUCAUCAAAACAUGCGGCACCACGCAACUCCUCAAAUCAAUCCGACCGUUCAUCCACCUCGCGCGUACCCUCAGCCUCACGCUACGCGCGUGCCGCUACUCGCGAGGGAGCUUCAUAUUCCCGAAAGCGCAGCCUUUCCCUUACACUAGCUUCAAAGACGAAGUCGUCAUCGUCGAAGAAAGCCUCCCCAACUCCCUCCGUUACCGUAAAGCCUCCGUCAUGACGCCGUCUAAUAAUAAUAAUAAUCCUUCACGUGCAUGGCACGUGUUCACAGCGAGCGCUGACGUGGAGCCCGACGAGCCGCUCGUUGUAGUUGAGGUCUGCAUGACGGAGCUUGACCGAGUCAACGCUCGGAGCUUCUUCAGACGGAAAGGCGACGGUAAAAACAGCGACUCCGCCGGGAAAGAGAUGACGCGGCUGAGCGGUAUAGAUACGAUAAACGCAAACGCGUUUAUAUGCGAUUUCGCGUUUGAUCCUUGCGGCUACUCGAUGAACGGAGUCGACGGAGACCGUUACUCGACCAUCCACGUCACGCCUGAAGACGGUUUCAGCUACGCGAGCUUCGAGUGCGGUUUGUCUCUAUACGACGACGGUCACGGAGAUAUCUCGGAGGUGUUGACCCGCGCCAUUGAUGUUUUCCGGCCGGAUUGCGUCUCAGUCGCCACCACUUACGGCGGCGAGGAUUAUAGCCACGAGGUGACGAAGCGCGUGGAGCGCAUGUUGGCUAAGAAGCUCGGUCUUACGUGUCGGAGCAGGCUUGUGGAUGAGUUUCCGGGUUCCGGCACGGUUGUUUUUCAGUCGUUCACACCUCGCCGGCAAUAUUCUUCGCCGGAGGGAGGAGAACAGUAAAGAAAGGGUUUUAGGUUUUUAAUUUAGUUGAGAGGAGGAAGAAAAGGGGAGGUGAUGACGUGGAGGGAGAUGAUUGGUUGACUUGGGUAAGGAAAUAUAUAAGUGGGAACGUAUGAUCAUGCACCCCACUUUGCACUUGUGGCAAUGUCACGCCUAAGCAUUUUUGAGGUUCAGUGUUGUAGAAUUUUAGUGGGGGAUGGUAAACAAUUGUCUGCUCUUUUUUUCCUUUUUUUUUCUUUCAUUUGUUUCUUAUGUUUGUUUUAAAAAGAAAUUAAAUUAUCUUAAAUAUCUGUAUCAGUCUUUUGUUAUACGGUUUAAUCGUUCUUA
Brassica napus (rape) is the source of this 1522-nucleotide messenger RNA. Its product is annotated as S-adenosylmethionine decarboxylase proenzyme 4-like. Gene Ontology annotation, biological process: spermine biosynthetic process; spermidine biosynthetic process. The record is from RefSeq and is a predicted model, not a curated record. Gene Ontology annotation, molecular function: adenosylmethionine decarboxylase activity. Bases 131 to 1195 code for a protein of 354 amino acids. The transcript has a single exon. Gene Ontology annotation, cellular component: cytosol. Lineage: Eukaryota; Viridiplantae; Streptophyta; Magnoliopsida; Brassicales; Brassicaceae.